Messenger RNA from Hyla sarda, 582 nucleotides. Its product is annotated as vitelline membrane outer layer protein 1-like. The record is from RefSeq and is a predicted model, not a curated record. The transcript has 3 exons. Lineage: Eukaryota; Metazoa; Chordata; Amphibia; Anura; Hylidae. The coding region runs from base 1 to 582 and encodes 193 amino acids.
AUGUUGUCCUUAGUUAUAGCAUCGUUGGUAAUACAGACAACACUGACCUAUGGAUCCACCAUUUCAGUUACUAAUGGCGGCUAUUGGGGUGACUGGGGAUAUCUACAGCGAUGUCCUUCUGGGACCUCAGCAAUAGGAUUCAGCCUAAAGGUGGAACGAGAAAUUGAUGGAGAUGACACAGCCCUGAAUGGGAUUAAGCUAUAUUGUGCUCCCAAUGGAAGAAGAUUUGUUAAGGGCACAAUAACAUCUACAGUUGGAAACUGGGGGGACUGGACUUAUGUUUCCUGGUGUCCAGGUGGAAAUCUCAUAAGUUUUGCCUUGAAAGUUGAGCCAACACAGGGUAAAGGAGACGACACAGCGGCCAACAACAUCAUGAUGCAAUGUUCAGAUAAGAACAUUCUUACAGGAAAUGGUGGGCGCUGGGGAAAUUACGGAGGCUGGAGUGGAGUAUGCUCAAUGGGGAUCUGUGGUAUCCGAACCAAAGUAGAAGGACAACAAGGCAGAGGAGAUGACACUGCGCUCAAUGAUGUCAAGUUUGAAUGUUGUUCAACCCGAAACAUCUCAGUAAUGGGGUUUGUGUAA